Messenger RNA from Aethalodelphis obliquidens (Pacific white-sided dolphin), 1169 nucleotides. RefSeq lists its product as uncharacterized. NCBI's taxonomy places the organism in Eukaryota, Metazoa, Chordata, Mammalia, Artiodactyla, Delphinidae. Gene Ontology annotation, biological process: chromatin organization. The coding region runs from base 1 to 645 and encodes 214 amino acids. The record is from RefSeq and is a predicted model, not a curated record. Gene Ontology annotation, molecular function: nucleosomal DNA binding. Gene Ontology annotation, cellular component: nucleus; chromatin. The transcript is spliced from 2 exons.
AUGGGAGCGGCGCGCCUGGCCCGCCUUCUUCGAAGCGUUCGGCUUUCCGAGAAAUCACUUUGCUCGGAGGCGUCGGCGGCCGAACGGUCCGCGAGUCUUCCGGGGUUCGUUCCGGGGGUCCCGGGAGUGUCCGCAGGAAUUCCCGAGGGCCGCGGGGGCCGUCCGUCGGCCCAGGUCAAGGUUAGGGCGGAUGGUGGGUACCAGAUGGCAUGCUCAAAAAUAAGGCUCUGGCCCCUCGGCCACCGCAGCUCUUGUCCCCGCCGGCACUCUCCGCCGCGCCGCCCGGCAGCCGCACUAUGUAGCAGCGUGGCGGGAAGUGGCAGCUUCACCGCCGCCACGGUGCCCGAGAGGAAACCUGGCUCCACCGAGGGGGCGGCGAAGGAGGAGCCCAAGAGGAUAUCGGCGAGGUUGCUAGCUAAACCGGCUCCUGCAAAAGUGGAAACGCAGCCCCAAAAGCCGGCAGGAAAGAAUGAAUCUUCAGACAAAAAAGUGCAAACACAAGGGAAAAGGCGAGCAAAGGAAAAACAGGCUGAAGCCGCUAACCAAGAGACUAAAGAAGAUGUACCUGCAGAAAAUGGAGAAACUGAAAACGAGGACAGCCCAGCCUUUGAUGAAGCAGGAGAGAAAGAAGCCAAGUCACAUUAAUAUCACACACCUGGUCCUAUCAGUGGUCCCUGUCUCUCUUCUUGCACAAUCCACAGGAAUAUUUUUAUCAACUGUUUUGUAAAUGCCAGUUUUUUAGGAGCUCUAGAAACAUUUUUUAAAAGGGGGGAAUCCACCCCAUCCCAUUUUUUUAAGUGUAAAAAAAAAAUUUUUUUUUAAGUGGUGAAAUCAUUUGCUGGUUGUUCAUUUUCUGGUACAACCAGAACAUAGUAGGAUAUUGAAUGUGGGAGGCUCUGAUUGUCUUGGGUGUGAGCUUAACAUUCCACAGAUGGGGGGUAGCCUUUCUAUCCUAUAAUACAAAGCGUACUAAAUGGUAGUUUGGAGUCAGCUGUGCAUUUAAUGUCUUGAACACGUUUUUCUUUUUAAUUUUUGUUGGAGUGUAGUUGCUUUACGAUAUUGUGUUAGUCUGUACUGUACAGCAAGGUGAAUCAGUUAUACAUAUUCAUACCUCCCCUCUUUUUUGGAUUUCCUUCUAAUUUCGGUCACCACAGAGCACUGAGUAGAGU